Messenger RNA from Saccostrea echinata, 1325 nucleotides. RefSeq lists its product as uncharacterized. The coding region runs from base 57 to 515 and encodes 152 amino acids. The record is from RefSeq and is a predicted model, not a curated record. The transcript is spliced from 2 exons. Lineage: Eukaryota; Metazoa; Mollusca; Bivalvia; Ostreida; Ostreidae.
AACCUAGACGAUCUGGGAGGAUUCGACGACGCCCUGCCUGGCACAGCGACUACGUGAUGGACUUCCCGGUGCGGAAGUCCAUCAGGCAGCAGAGGGUGGGGGCUGGAGAUGCUCUCCAACAGCCUGAGGAGAUGGCACUGCCACCUCUCCAGCCUGUGCUUGAUCUUCCUGAGGAGGAGCUAGAACAAACUGAAGAGAUGGCACUGCCAUCUACUCAGUCUGUGAUAGCUAAUCCUUUGGAAGACCUUGAACAGCCUGAGGAGAUUGCAGUGCCAGCUCUCAAGCCUGUGUUUGAUCUUCCUGAGAUGAAGCUUGAACAAACUGAAGGGAUGGCAGUGCUAUCCACUCAGUCUGUGAUAGCUCCUUCUCAGAGAGAUCAUGCUUUUGCACAUGCUUGGGAGAUGGCAUUGCCAUCUUCUCAGUCUCUUGGAGGUCAUCCUUCCUGGCUUCCAUCUCGAUGCUCGCCUUCCCUGGAAGUGAUUCCCCAGGAUAAGCCACCACCAGUGGGAAAGUAGGAGAUGGGAGGCAUCAUGAUGAUGGUGAGUGGUGUCCCUUUUCCCUCUAUUCCUCCUUUCUAACAUGUCUGUUCAUUAUUAACCUGUCUUGCUUCUUUCCCAUUCUCUCUGCUCAUUAACAUGUGUUUAUUAUUAACCAUUUCCUAUCUGCUUACUAACAUGUUCUACCUUUUUAACAUAUUUUUCAUUCACCCGUCUUCCUUCUCUGUAACUUAUGAACCCUGUGUCUAAAUAUUUUUUCACACACCGGUAUUUAGACGUAGGGUUCAUGAGUUUAACAUUUCAUACUUCCUAUUAACAGGUCUCUCAUUUUCAGUUAAACCCCCCCCCCCCUCCAUUAUUAACCAUUUCCUAUCUGCUUACUAACAUGUUCUACCUUUUUAACAUAUUUUUCAUUCACCCGACUUCCUUCUCUGUAACUUAUGAACCCUGUGUCUAAAUAUUUUUUCACACACCGGUAUUUAGACGUAGGGUUCAUGAGUUUAACAUUUCAUACUUCCUAUUAACAGGUCUCUCAUUUUCAGUUAACCCCCCCCCCUCCAUUAUUAACCAUUUCCUAUCUGCUUACUAACAUGUUCUACCUUUUUAACAUAUUUUUCAUUCACCUGUCUUCCUUCUCUGUAACUUAAGAACCCUGUGUCUAAAUAUUUUUUCACACACCGGUAUUUAGACGUAGGGUUCAUGAGUUUAACAUUUCAUACUUCCUAUUAACAGGUCUCUCAUUUUCAGUUAACCCCCCCCCCCUCCAUUAUUAACCAUUUCCUAUCUGCUUACUAACAUGUUCUACCUUUUUAACAUAUUUUUCAUUCA